Molecule: messenger RNA, 1693 nt
Organism: Fusarium oxysporum Fo47
Lineage: Eukaryota; Fungi; Ascomycota; Sordariomycetes; Hypocreales; Nectriaceae
Product: kinase-like domain-containing protein
Exons: 3
Coding region: 137-1693 (518 amino acids)
Source: RefSeq, a predicted model, not a curated record
CACCAUUUGAAGAACCGGAUUUUGGCUGAUCCGAUGCAUAUGCCUAUGUACAGGUCCGUGAUUACAUAACUCCGCACGUUUCGUUGCCUCGCUGGCAGUUACAAGACAAACCACGACACUUCUUACAAGCGCCGUUAUGUCUACCACCACCAUGCGACCGAGAGUUUUUGCAUAUGCCAAAUUUAAUAUCGAUGCUCUUAUCUCUCUGGCUACAAAUCUUCGAGGCCGACCAUGCACUGUUGAUACAUCAACGAGGCCUAAAGCGGGUAGUACGCACUGGGUUAUCUUCAUCACUUUCGAGGAUGGCAUCGAAUGGGUUUUCAGGUCGCCCCGUGGCGGAUCAAGCGCUAUCAUCACUGAAGAAUCCGCAUCUAAGCUAUUCAUUAGCGAAGCCGCGACUCUCAAGUAUCUGAGGACUCUGGGUUCGAUACCGGUACCAGAAGUCUUUUCGUUCAGUGGAAACGCUGACAGCGACAUCGGCGUGCCAUACAUUCUCAUGAGUAAGGCUAGUGGCCGUCCAUUGUCUGAGUAUGACUGGAUUGAGCUGUCACGAAUUGAAGGGUAUCCGACUAGACGCUCACUUCUCCCUCUCACGGACCAAGAUCGGGAGAAGGUAAUGAAUCAGUUGGGAGCGAUUAUGUCACGCCUCUCGGAUUGUCAUUUCGACAAGAUCGGAUCACUGUUGGAAGACAGUCAUGGCAACACUUUCGUUGGUGAAUGCCUCAGCCCCUCUCUCCUUUGGCAACACAGAGAUGAGCUAGAAGGCAUAGAUCGAGGCCCUUUUGACCAGGAGAGCCAGUAUCUUCAGUCCCUGGUUUCAGCAUUCAAGGCUCAUGCAGAGGAACUUCUACUUAGUCCCCACAGUUUCUUCGCUCCAAUCCCUGAUCCUUUCGAAUAUCCGAAUUGGACUAGCUAUCGCCAGGCAGUGGAAAGAUGGCGAGCUUUCUGUUCUAUUGGCGACAAAGUUGAAGGCAACAAGAACCGACUUUCCUUCUGUAUCGCGGCCCAGUUCCUAAACGAAAUGGUUCCCAGCCUGACCUCAACAGAUGAAAAUUAUGUGCUCUGCCAUCCUGAUCUUCACCUAGGCAAUAUCUUUGUUGAUGAGGACUUUAACAUCACAUCUAUCAUCGACUGGAGUUCUGCAUCAUCGAGUCCUCUGGCAGAGCUACUUACUACCCCGGGACUAAAUGGCUCACUUUCAGCCCCUCAAAGGUCGCUCAUUACUGCUUUCAGAUCGGGCUUUUGCAGUGGUACUCAAAACCCGGAACCUGAACAAUGGGAAAGGGCUGACAAAAUGUGGUACUUUCUCAGGUUGGUUCGAAUGCUUUCUACACAAGACUACACUCACUUCAAGUCAUUAUAUGAGCUUGUGUACAGGAAGGAAUCGGAUGAUAUCCCUCAACUAUUCUACGAGAGGAGCAUACAAGAGUCUGGCAAAGCCAUCUUUGCUAAGUUGUGCCAAGAGAGUCCUGAUGAGGAAGAGGAAGAGGAGCAUGAUAGGGGUUGCAAUAACCAGCUCAGCAAAUCAGCUGAUUUCGCCAUGGCGAGAAAGCUCACACUGAUGUCCGAAAUGAACCACAACUUUGUUGCGGAUAGGAGAUUAUGGCUCUGGAUCCUGCCAAAGCCAUGGCUUUCCAGAGAGCGUGAUGCUCAAUCCUCUAUUAUCAGAUCAGCUGAACUGAGUUAUAUCUAG